Caenorhabditis bovis is the source of this 435-nucleotide messenger RNA. The record is from the annotation of a GenBank genome assembly. Lineage: Eukaryota; Metazoa; Nematoda; Chromadorea; Rhabditida; Rhabditidae.
AUGACAGACCCUCAGAAAAGUAUUGAUUUGCAGUUAUCAGGUAAACCAAAGAUUGAACCUGUUGAGCGGUCGAAUUUAGUAACAAGACUGAAGACAUUUUUUCCACAAAUAGAAGAAGCUAACAAGAAUUUAUCGAAAGAUGGCGAAGAUGGGCACGACAUAGAAAUUGUCGAAGAUUUAGAAGAAUCCAGUGACUCGGAUAGCUCCGAUAGUUCUGAUGAUGAUCAAUGUGAUACUUCAGAGGAAAGCGAGAUAACAGAUGAGGUUUCCAAGUCUCAUGUGGAAAUCGAUUUGGACGUAUUUGUUGAGGCAAACACUUUUGUUGAUCAAAAAGAUGUGAGUGUUCAUGAAGUUGAAACUCUUCCGAAGGCGUUCCGAAGCCAACACGACGCAAAAACAGAAGAAAAGAAGAAUCUCAUUGAAGAAUUGAAAUAA